AAACUUAAACGACGGCGUGCCUCGAUAAGUUUCGAUAGAGUGCGCUCUUCAAAAAGUCAUCCUUAGUAAGCUAAUUAGCACCGACUGUGCAGCAGCAUGCAGCGCCCGGCAAUUAUCUCAAAUAUUUUAAGCUUUCGGAAUUAGGAAUGUUUUCAGGUAUUGGUCAAAAACUGGUGCAGCUGUCAACUGCUCACUUCAGUUGCAGAGUCAGCUUCACUAAGCAUCCACACUUGUACCAACAAAUAGGAGGGAUCCAGCAAAUCUAUUGUUACCAUGAAUCAGGAAACCUAUUUGCGAAAAAGGGGAAGAAGAAUCAGCCUAAGGUGGAUGUGAGUCGCUCGAUAGAUGAAGACAUUCUGAAUUUAGAUGAAGUCAACACUAGCAUGAGUUCUUGUAUAGAAAAAUUAAAAGAUGACUUUGUGAAGAAGAUUGCACUAAGAACAGCUCAAGGUGCUUUGGAUCAUAUUGUGGUGAAGACAAAUGAUGGCAAAUUUCCUCUCAAUCAACUUGGUCAAAUUUCAGCAAAGUCUCCUCAUCUGCUUGUAGUCAAUAUUUAUUCACAGUAUGUAAAAGAAGCAGCAAAAGCUAUUCAAGUUAGCGGUAUGAACUUAAACCCAAAAAUCGAAGGCACCUCAAUACAAGUACCUAUACCAAAAGUUACUAAAGAACAUAGAGAGGCACUUGCAAAGACUGCUAAGGAGAUGUGUGAUAAAACAAAAGUUGAUCUGAGGAAUAACAGGUCAAAGUUCAUUUCAAGAAUUAAGAAGCAUUCUGCUUCAAAAGAUGUUCUGUUCCAACUUGAAAAACAAGUAUCACAGAUAUCUGACAACUUCAAUGAAAGAGCAGAUUUUAUAUUGAAAGAAAAAACAAAAGAAUUAUUAGAAAAUACAUAGCAAAUCCAAAGCUAAAUAAAUUACUUAAAAAUACAUCUGUACAAAUACCAGUAAUAGAAUAAUCAGAACUAUUUUCAAUAAAACAGUAAAGAAACACUGAAAA
Molecule: messenger RNA, 996 nt
Organism: Anneissia japonica
Lineage: Eukaryota; Metazoa; Echinodermata; Crinoidea; Comatulida; Comatulidae
Product: ribosome-recycling factor, mitochondrial-like
Exons: 6
Coding region: 147-893 (248 amino acids)
Biological process (GO): translation
Cellular component (GO): mitochondrion
Molecular function (GO): ribosomal large subunit binding
Source: RefSeq, a predicted model, not a curated record